Molecule: messenger RNA, 444 nt
Organism: Prorocentrum cordatum
Lineage: Eukaryota; Dinophyceae; Prorocentrales; Prorocentraceae
Source: the annotation of a GenBank genome assembly
AUGUUCAUGCGGCGGGCCACGGCCCAGUCCUGCAUGAAGCCCUCCGUCGGAAUCCGAGGCAGGUGGCUGGUGGCGAGAGGCUCACCACCAACACUGGCGUUUAUCAGUCAGCCUCCGAGACGAUCCAUCACUAUGGCCGCAGGCCGCAGAGCGGAAGCUCGCAUUGCCUUACUGGAGGCGGCAGGCUUUGACCGCCAGGCAGUGCUGAAGAUGGCGUCGUCGUUCCCUCAAGUGCUGAGCUUGGAUGUGGAGAGCCGCAUUGCCCUGCUAGAGGCAGCGGGCUUUGACCGCAAGGUCGUGCUGAAGAUGGCGUCGUCACAUCCUCGAGUGCUGGGCUACGAUGUGGAGAGCCGCAUUGCCCUGCUAGAGGCGUGCUGGGCUUGGAUGUGGAGAGCCGCAUUGCCCUGCUGGGGGCGGCGGGCUUCGACCGCAAGGCCGUGUUGA